AUGAGUAAUCCUUCAAAGGCCACAUCCUAUGUUCAGUACCCGCUUGAUGCCAAGUGCUACGUGCCCCCGGGACAAGACCCGGCCCUGUAUCAAGAAAUGCUCGUGGAAAACUCAUCAGAUCUAUUCCAAGUAACUGGUGGGGGAAUGAAUAUGUAUCUUGGUGGUCGUGGCGAUAGUGUGCAGUGCCAAUUCGUUUCAAGCGAGGAUUUAGAAAACACAUCUUGGGGUGGAGGGUCAGAAGUUGUCUCAGAAGGGCAGGGCAAGGUAUUCUGGGUACAACCUGCAUUCUCUUGGGGACAACUUGAGAUUACUGAGACUGCAUUUCGAAGGCUUUUGGCCGAGCACCGUGUGUUUACGCCAUUCUUGGACAUUGUCCACGGAUUCGGAGCAAAGAUCAGUGACUACCAGCGAGCCCAUGAUUUCGUACAUUUGCAGCUUCACACCAUGGAGGACUUUGAAAUUGGCUAUAACAUCCGCUACUAUGAGCUAAAUGGGCGAGGAAGAGGCAAUCCAUGGUCACUUCGUCAAGCAGGGGUUUACCAGCAGAUGCUAACUACCCAAUGCGUGUGGAUUGUUAUAAGCGUCUCCAAAUAUCUUCGACCACGGUUUGGGCGGUUUUUGGAUGCCCAUGGUAGCACGGAAGGAGGAUGCUGCGCGACAUUCGUUCUCCUUGGCCACCUCGUGAUACUGUCCAUGACUACGAGAAAUUGGGGUGCGUACAUUGAGCACAUGCGGCAUAAGUUAAUACUCUUGGAACAAAAGAUGAGGCCAUCUUUUGCAGAUGGAAAGUCUUCCAAUGCUUCGAGUCUCUUGCUCCAAGAUGUAUCAAAGGCCAGUGACUUAUGUAACACUAUAGAAACUUCUAGGGCGGUUUUGGAAAGCCAGGUAAACGUUUUGUUAACGCUUAAAAGACUGCAUGCAGGGAUUAGCAACAAGAAGACGGACUGCUGCAGCUGCGACGUCGCCAGUGCUUUUCAGCUCAAGCACAUGGAGAUCAGGAAUCAUUUAAAGGCUGUGAAUUCCAUGCAAAAGAGCGCUGAGAGAAUUCCUCAGAUUAUCUCGACCAUUCUCUCCGCUAGAGGGGAGGAAAGGCUUCACGCCACUCUAGCACAAAUCCAGACUGGAGUUCAUGGAACCCUUUCAACAUCUCUCCAGGUACAUGAUGAUGUAAAAGCAUUGGUACAAGUCGCUACGAGCGGGCAUCAGGAUUCGAAGACAAUUAAGUUAUUAGCUGAGAUUGCGACGGUCUUUCUCCCAUUAUCCUUUCUAGCAGCGAUAUUUGAUAGCGAGAUACUGAAUUCUUCAUAUUUAGGAGGCAUUUAUGCUGCUCUUUCUAUCCUGCUGGUUCUCCUCACAGUUAUUGUGAUUCUACUUUUAGAGCGCAAGGCUACAAAGACUUAG
Fusarium mangiferae is the source of this 1401-nucleotide messenger RNA. RefSeq lists its product as uncharacterized. Lineage: Eukaryota; Fungi; Ascomycota; Sordariomycetes; Hypocreales; Nectriaceae. The coding region runs from base 1 to 1401 and encodes 466 amino acids. The record is from RefSeq and is a predicted model, not a curated record. The transcript is spliced from 7 exons.